UCCCUUUUUAACGCCCCCUCAGAGCAAGCUGAGGGGCCCAAAGGAGGACGUCCCCGCGAGUUCUCCCUCCGGUCCUGAAGCCUACCUCCAGGAUGAAGAAAAUUUUCAACUUCGGAAAGAAGAAGGAGCCGUCUUUUUCUCACCCCUUCUUUAAGAUGCAGAAUUACUUUGAAGAUGGAACACCAGAUCUCAACCCAGGAUAUGUGAUCAGGAACAAAAACCAUGGGAAGCUCCACAAAGCUGCUUCCAUCGGGGAUGUGGAGAAAGUGUAUCAGUUGCUGCGGCUUGGGAAGCACAACUUGAAUGAUCGAGAUAAAAUGAAGCGGACACCUCUUCACUUGGCCUGUGCUAAAGGCUAUCCAGCUAUUGUAUUUCUCUUAGUAGAGAGAAAAUGCAAAGUAGAUCUGUGGGACAAAGAUGGUCGAACACCUUUAAUUAAGGCAGUACAGUGUCAGGAGGAGGAAUGUGUGACAAUCUUGCUUGAUCAUGGUGCAGAUCCUAAUGCUAGGGAUAGCAACAAGAACACUGCACUUCACUAUGCUGCCUUUCAUCAGAAUGUAGACAUGGUAGAAAAACUGCUAACAUAUGAAACUAAUAUCGAAGCAAAAAACAAGGAAGGCUUUACACCAUUUAUGGUUGCAGUUGUAAAAAGAAGCUAUGAACUGGUAGAAUUUUUUUUAAAGAUGGGAGCAAAUGUGAAUGCCACCAACAACAGUAAAAGAACAUCCCUUAUGAUUGCUAUCACUAUGCACUCAAAGGGCAUAGUCAAUCUUCUUUUUCAAUACAAUGUUGAUCCCACUUGCAAAGAUGCUGAUGGACUGACAGCUGAACAGUAUGCUAAGUGUUUUAAUUAUCCACUAUAUAGUUAUCACUCUCUAAUUGAUGAACAAAAACUACAAAAGGAACAGCCCUGUUCAUCCCAAAUUAGCGGCUCAGAGAAGGCUUCUGGUACUCGAUUUCCUUUGGGUGGAUUUGCCUUGUUCAAAGAAGCAGAAGAAAGUUCUACAGAAGAUCCUAUAAUCAGAUUCUCUAACAAAUCAGGGCCAAGCACAGAUGAUGAAUUAGAUUUUCAUAUGGUGGAAUACAUAACAGACUUAGAGGAAGAAGAAAACAAAGAACUAGAAGAAGAAGAAGAAGAAGAAGAAGAAGAAGAAGAAGAAGAAGAAGAAAAUCUUCAAGAAGAAGAAGAAAAUCUUCAAGAAAAAGAAGAAGAAGAAAUUCUUCAAGAAAAAGAAGAAAUUCUUGAAGAAGAAAUUCUUGAAGAAGAAAAAGAAGAAGAAGAAGAAGAAAUUCUUGAAGAAGAAGAAGAAAUUCUUGAAGAAGAAGAAGAAGAAAUUCUUGAAGAAGAAGAAGAAGAAAUUCUUGAAGAAGAAGAAGAAGGUUCUACUUGCCUUUGGGAAGAUAAUGCAGUCCUUACAAGUGACUUACCAACAAAAAUUAAAAAAUCACAAUGGACAAGAAAUGUUAUGCAUUUAGAAAACACAAUUAGGGGACUAAAGGAAAAAUUCAGCAGCAAAACUGAAUCUCGACUAAAGCAUCAAAAAGUAGAAUGUGAUAGAGACCUCAGAUUGCAAAGUGAAAAACAAAACAGAGAAAAACAACAGAAAGAAAUUAAUUACUCUUCCUAUGCAGCUGCAUGUGAUCAACUAUCAAAACUUCAGAAAAAACUAGAUGUGUUGCUUCUUUUAAAGCACCAAACAAUAUAUAAGAUUGUCAUCCUAUCACUUCGGCUUUCUAAAAUUGAAAAUGAGAUAUACCAACUAUAUGAUUCCUUGAGAAAGAGAUUUAUUUUAGAAAACGCAAAAAAAGAAUUAAUCCAGAUCAAGAAUAAACUAAAGGAACUUGAAGACAAACAUCAAAUACAAAAGGAAAAAUUGAAGAGACCAUUUCUCAAAGUGUCCAUGCAAGAAAUAUUAGCUCAAAUACAGAGGGAAAUUCAGGUGCUUCAACAGCCAUCAGAAGAUGCCCAAAACAAAAGGGUCUUCCAAGUAGCUAUAUUAAGUGAUGUUGGGGGGCAGUUUAGGGAUUGCUCCAUGAUUCUUUAUGCUGACUUUCAAAAACAAGAUUGUGUGACAGAAAAGAGAAAUAAAAAAUCACUUGAUGAAUAUAUCCACUUAAGAGAGCAAAUCUGUAAAUAUGAAGAUCAACAGGCAGAUACAGAGGAUAUCAUAAAAAAGCUUCAAGAAGAACUCGUAAUGGAUUCCCCAGAAGAAAAACUCAUGAAUUCACAAGAACUUAAGUCAUUUUAUCAAAACCUUUUGAAUUUGGAAAAACUAAUAGAGAAAUUACGUCAAAGCAAAAGAAAAGAUAUCAUAAAAAAGCUUCAAGAAGAACUCGUAAUGGAUUCCCCAGAAGAAAAACUCAUGAAUUCACAAGAACUUAAGUCAUUUAAUCAAAACCAUUUGAAACUGGAAAAACUAAUAGAGGAAGUACGUCAAAGCAAAAGAAAACUGAAGGAAUCUCAAAAACAGAGCAAAUCUCAAGAACCAGCUGUACUUAGAAGAUUAUAA
Molecule: messenger RNA, 2510 nt
Organism: Antechinus flavipes (yellow-footed antechinus)
Lineage: Eukaryota; Metazoa; Chordata; Mammalia; Dasyuromorphia; Dasyuridae
Product: POTE ankyrin domain family member A-like
Exons: 15
Coding region: 93-2510 (805 amino acids)
Molecular function (GO): protein binding
Source: RefSeq, a predicted model, not a curated record